AUGAAGUUCGCCUCCGCCGUUACUAACCUCGUUGUCGCCUUCGUUGCUGGCUCCGCCGCCGCCGACAUCGUGCCAGGCAACCCCGCCGGCGGCUGGUUCAAGAAGAGUUGCAAGGAUUAUAAGUUGACUUUGCGUCCGAAGGGGGGUGAGGGCAAUGGCAAUGGACAGCUUGUUUCCCUCGAAGCUUCAUGCCGAGCCAGAGAUGGCACUUACAAGGAUAACACGCUCGAUCUCGCGCUCUGCAUUGGCAACUUCGAUGGCCAAAUGGGAUGGCGAAAGUUGGGCCUCUUCGACGACGAAUGCGGACACUGCAAGAUCGUCGACCAGGAGAAGGAUCAGUAUGACAUGGAAUGCCUCUGCAAGUCAGUCAGUCAGUUUAAGGACCCGACGAGCACCAUCAAUCUCAACGGGAAGAUCCGUAACGAGGACGGUAUCCUCUGGUGCGGCUAUCUCUCGAGCGAAUACCAGCCACCUGCGUAG
Molecule: messenger RNA, 480 nt
Organism: Colletotrichum chrysophilum
Lineage: Eukaryota; Fungi; Ascomycota; Sordariomycetes; Glomerellales; Glomerellaceae
Exons: 3
Coding region: 1-480 (159 amino acids)
Source: RefSeq, a predicted model, not a curated record